Acipenser ruthenus (sterlet) is the source of this 1661-nucleotide messenger RNA. RefSeq names its product galectin-2-like. The transcript has 6 exons. Gene Ontology annotation, molecular function: carbohydrate binding. NCBI's taxonomy places the organism in Eukaryota, Metazoa, Chordata, Actinopteri, Acipenseriformes, Acipenseridae. Bases 281 to 673 code for a protein of 130 amino acids. The record is from RefSeq and is a predicted model, not a curated record.
CCGCCUCCUCGUUUACAUCACAGGAAACACGCCUUACAAGUGCGUAAGCAGCCUGUUUCCACUCCCUCAAUUUCAAACUGAAAACUGCGCGCCAAGAUAUUGCACAAGAACAGAGUUUGGAAGAAGGUUAACCGGAGUAUCAAUAUAAAAGAGGAUUCUAACGAUCGUCAUUCCACUCCCUUCUCUCUCGGAGUACCUCACUCCAGAACCUGCUGUCUGCUGUCCGGAGUUCAGAAGCAGUCAUGGCGGAAGUAUUUGAAGUGAAGAACAUCGAUCUGAAAUGUGGUACGAAAGACGCUGUAUAAAUAAAUACCUUGAAAUUCAAAAUGGAAUAUCUGAAGACAUUCAUCACAGGUUCUGCAUUGACUUGGGGAAGGACUCAAAUGAACUGGCGCUGCACUUUAACCCCCGUUUCCAUGACGACGCAGCAGGCACUGUCAUUGUGUGCAACUCCAAGCGUGGAGGUUGCUGGGGGUCCGAGCAGAGAGACCACAAUUUCCCCUUCGAGAAGGGAGCCACUAUCAAGUUGACAGUGAAGGUCUUGGGCGACUGCUUCGAGAUUGAACUGCCCAACGAACAUAUUGUCGCCUUCCCAAACCACCUGAGUCUGGACAAAAUCACCUACAUCAGAGUCAAGGGCGAUCUCAAAGUGACCUCCUUCAAAUUUGAAUGAACACCUACAUCUACCUGCUGAAGAAAACUUCACGCAAACCUGUCUCCCCUGAGUGUGGCUUUCUAUUAAAUCUUAACGGUCUAAUGUGUAUCCCAGUUGUCUUUAUUUACCAAGUCAUCUUCAAUUGCACUGCAGUGAGUCAGUGGCACUACAAUGGCAGUCCAAUGUUUCUGUACUGAUUGGGUUUUUACACUGUGAUGAGGGCACCAUUGGCAGAACAGAACCACAGUAUGCUACUGUGCCUUUCCAAAAUACUUCCAUAGCACAAACACAGUGGCACAACAAUGGCAAUGCAAUAAUGGGUCUGUAUUAUACUAAGGGUCAAUGGUAGUAUACAGUGCCGUGAAAAAGUAUUUGCCCCCUGUCUGAUUUUCUGCAUUUUGCACAUUUUUCACAUUGUAUUUGGUCAGAUUUUUUGUGGUUUAUAGUAGUUGUGGCAAUGUGCUCCGCCCCUGUGUGCAUUUAUGUGUUAUAUGGUGCGUGUGUUAAUGUUGGUGUAUAGAGAUUGGUACACGGGAUAUAAACGGGUCUGUGUUUCACGUGGUAUUUAAAUUGUAUAAUUAUAUUUAGGCACGGGACUGCACAUCACUGCACGUGCAUUUAAAGUAAGUAAUAUGCGCGCACGAGGUUGCACAUAAUUAAUUCACGUGCUGGGAUUCAAGUGAAUAAUUAAUUAGUAAUUGAAUCCCAGCACAACAGUAUAAAUAGAUGCACGUUUCAUUCACUCGGGGUUGGGUGUUCGUGAGUGGAGAACGGGAGAGAGAAAGGAGAAAGCAUUAAAAAGAAAGUAAGAAUAACAAUUGCUACAGCGUGCUGGAAGUGCCAGCACGGUACUUGUUUAAACGUUCGUCCGCUUGUUUUGUGUGUUAGUUCAUUUUGUUUACCUGUUUAUUUUGGCUCCAGUGCCGUGUCCUGUUUUGUGUUUAAAACCCUUUUAUUUUGUUUAAUAAACGCUGAGUGCCACCAUUGCACUCAGCAUUACUCAUCA